AGUUCCAAAGUGACGUUGGUGGAGGUAGUGUACAUGCAUACAGGAAUUGAUAAUAUCACGAAAGAUUGGAGUAACUGCUCUCGUGUUUCUUUUCGUCUUCAUAUACGUACCGGUUUUAUACAAGGGGGAAAUCCAUCGUUUCAACAGCACUUGUGCGAAGGAAUCUAUGAUACAUCGAAAUAAACGAGAAUACGAUAUAUAUAACUGUUUGGAGAAUAACAUUAAGACAAUGCCUUCUCGAGAGGAUCACGGUCAUGGACGCAUAUCAAAUUUUAAAUUCAAUAAUAAACCCGAAGAAGCACGAAUGAGAAGGAACGCAUUAUCAGUGGAGCUACGUAAAGCCAAAAAGGAUGACCAAUUGUCGAAACGACGUAAUCUUAGCACCAAGCAAGAACUGCCAAAUUUAUCAGAAGAAGCUAUAGUUUCAUCCAUUUCUGUUCUUUCUAUAGAUGAAAUCGUAAACCAUAUAAAUUCGUCAGACGAAACAUUACAAUUGGCGGCAAUACAAACUUGCAGGAAACUAUUGAGCCGAGAAAAAGAUCCACCUAUAAAUGAUAUGAUAGAAGGUGGCAUAGUACCGCUCUGUGUUAAACUCUUGGAUAGCGAUCACAAUGUCUCCUUGCAAUUUGAAGUGGCAUGGGUAUUAACUAACAUAGCUUCAGGUACAUCCGUUCAAACACAGAAUGUUGUGAAACACGGAGCAAUACCGAAAUUAGUGAAAUUACUUAAGUCUGCGUCGCCUAUUGCUGCGGAACAAGCAGUGUGGGCCUUAGGGAAUAUAGCUGGAGAUGGGCCAUAUGCGCGCGAUCUUGUUCUCGGGCAUGAUGCUCUACCUCUUUUGAUCGAUUUAAUCAAACCUGACACUCCGAUAACAUUCACACGCAACAUCGUAUGGACUUUGUCUAAUUUGUGUCGAAAUAAGAAUCCUCCUCCAGUCUUUGAAUCGAUUAGACCUCUGUUACCAGUAUUUAAUUGUCUGCUGAGUUAUACAGAUCGAGACGUACUUGCCGAUACUUGCUGGGCGCUCUCUUAUCUUACCGAUGGAGCCAAUGAAAAAAUACAAGCGGUAUUGGAAACUGGCAUUAUACCGAAACUUGUAGAAUUGCUGGCGUCGCAGGAAGGAGCUAUUCUUACUCCAGCAUUACGUGCGGUUGGAAACAUAGUAACGGGUGACGAUGCUCAAACGGAUGCUGUAAUUUUCGCGGGAGGAUUAUCGCAUCUCGGUGCCUUAUUGCGAUAUCCUCGCGCUAAUGUUGUGAAGGAAGCUGCUUGGGCGAUCAGUAAUAUUACAGCUGGUAGCCCGGACCAAAUUCAAAGUGUGAUAAAUGCCGAUUUGUUACCACCACUGAUACAUGUAUUGCAGUUUGGAGACUACAAGGCACAAAAAGAAGCCGCAUGGGCUGUAACUAAUUUAACAACAGGGGGAACAGUUCAACACUUAACUCAAUUAGUGGGAGCGGGUGUAUUGCCACCUUUUUGUAAUUUAUUAGAAUCGAAGGAUUGGAAUGUUAUUCUUGUUGUCUUAGAUGGUUUAACUAAUAUCUUGCAUGCUGCGGAGAAAGUGGGACAAGUGGAAAGACUUGCCAUUAUGAUUGAAGAAGUUGGAGGAUUAGAUAAAAUAGAAGCUCUUCAACAUCAUGAAAAUGAGCAAGUUUAUCAAAGAUCUAUGGCUAUAAUCGACACCUUUUUCUCUCAAAGGGACGAAGAAGAGGCUCUUGCUUGUGAAGUUAAGGAGAACAAUGAUGGACAGAUUGAAUUUAACAUGACAGAGGAUUCGUCGAUAAAUAAAUUUAAUUUCUAAUACAUCUGAAUGCAUCUUUGUACUUGAAUUGAAGUAGUAUAUAAAAAAUUUAUCAAUAUGAGAUUCGAUUAUCAAUUUGUUAUAGUGGUUGCAAUGUAAUAAAAAUUAAAAUGUUUUAAAUCGACCAAUCGAGUUUCAACGAAAUUUGUAACAAACAGGGAAAAAAAGAGUUACCGAUACUAUUAUUCAAUUGUAAACAUUAAUCUUAUUUUUUUAUGCGUAAGAAUAAAAUUUAUUAUUUUCUUUUGAUAAUUGAUUCUCAUAUCUUUUAGACGUUUCUACAUGUGUGAAAUCUCUUAUUGUUAUGUUACUUUUAGAAAUAGAAACUUUGAUAUUAUUUGAUGUAUACUCUAUAAACAUUAGGAUUUAUUUUGUAAUAAGAAUAGUCAUAUAGCUUCUUUUGUACUACUUUAAUAGAAAGGAAGAAAACAAUGCGGCUUAAUCAUGUUUUAGUCUUUAAAAGAGAAAAAUUAU
This is a messenger RNA of Monomorium pharaonis (pharaoh ant), 2275 nucleotides long. It is a transcript of the gene Pen, whose product is annotated as importin subunit alpha. The coding region runs from base 167 to 1801 and encodes 544 amino acids. The record is from RefSeq and is a predicted model, not a curated record. Gene Ontology annotation, biological process: NLS-bearing protein import into nucleus. Gene Ontology annotation, cellular component: nucleus; cytoplasm. The transcript has 8 exons. Gene Ontology annotation, molecular function: protein binding; nuclear import signal receptor activity. NCBI's taxonomy places the organism in Eukaryota, Metazoa, Arthropoda, Insecta, Hymenoptera, Formicidae.